Messenger RNA from Carassius carassius (crucian carp), 3498 nucleotides. Its product is annotated as cyclin-dependent kinase 16-like. Gene Ontology annotation, biological process: neuron projection development; exocytosis; protein phosphorylation. Gene Ontology annotation, molecular function: protein kinase activity; ATP binding. Lineage: Eukaryota; Metazoa; Chordata; Actinopteri; Cypriniformes; Cyprinidae. The transcript is spliced from 17 exons. Gene Ontology annotation, cellular component: cytoplasm; synaptic vesicle; nucleus. Bases 606 to 2180 code for a protein of 524 amino acids. The record is from RefSeq and is a predicted model, not a curated record.
AAUGGAAUUCGGGUCAGCCCAAUAUGAGUCAGUUUAAUUUAUUAGGGGUGGAUGCUUUUACUUCGUAUCCAAAUUUCUCAUAAUACUCAUAAUACAACGAAUCAACCUACUCAGGAAUAUAUCAUAAUAAAACAUAAAUACAUCAUAAAAACGUAUCAGUUACGCAAGAAUUUGCUCAAUGACAUAUUUACACGUUCCCCAACCUAUCCGAUGAAUCUUGGUGGUGGAAUGAGUGACUCCUGAGUCUAUUCGCAGCUGCUCUGUCGCUUCCAUGAUCCACUCCAGUCCGGAUUUGGCAAGGAAGGAAACAGCUGCUGUAACGUUUUUGCAAUUUCAGGACAGAAGGAACAGCAAGUGAGACAUGCGGGGUCUAGAGGAGUCGCUCCAGCAGCAGUGGAGACCGGACGAGCAGCAGCAGACGUAGAUGAACAUGGCCGAGGACUAUUGGGAGCGCGCGGCGGCUUUGGGAUAUUAUUACUGCUGUUAAGAUUACACGAGCAACACAUACUCACUGACACAAGCACAUACGGAUCUCAACUCCACGGGGCGGUUCAACAGUGGCAGCCCCUCCACCCCCCUCAUCUCGUCCCCCAGUACCCCCACUGAUGGACCGCAUGAGGAAGAUCAAACGGCAGCUGUCCCUGACGCUGCGAGGGGGUAACAGCGGGGACAAGACCUUGAGUGAGACCAUCAGCUCUCAGGACACAGGAGCACACAGUGAUUCUGAGGCCAUGCCAGUUGGCGGCAGUGGUGGUCUGCGGGGUUCAGUGAGAGGUUCGGGGGGUUCCUUCAGCAUGCACUCCCUCCUGCAGUCCUACAGCAGCACCCUGCGCAGACCACGCAGCCUGGGCCGCAGUCUCAGCUCCUAUCUCAACCACACCACUCGCCUCGAAAUCGUCCAUGAGGAUGUUAAAAUGGGUUCCGAUGGAGAAAGCGAUCAGGCUUCAGCCACAUCCUCUGAUGAAGUGCACAGCCCCGUCCGAGUUCGUCUGAGAAAUAACCCCGGUCGCAAAAUUUCCACAGAGGACAUAAACAAACGUCUGUCUCUGCCUGCCGAUAUCAGGCUUCCUGAUGGCUACCUGGAGAAAUUCAACCUCAACAGCCCUCUGUUUGACAAACCGCUCAGCCGGAGAUUACGCAGGGUAUCGCUGUCUGAGAUUGGAUUUGGGAAAUUGGAGACAUACGUGAAACUGGAUAAACUAGGAGAGGGCACCUACGCAACAGUAUAUAAGGGCCGCAGUAAACUGACGGAUAAUCUGGUGGCUCUGAAGGAAAUCCGUUUGGAGCACGAGGAAGGAGCUCCAUGCACUGCCAUUAGAGAAGUGUCUCUGCUGAAGGACCUGAAACACGCCAAUAUUGUGACUCUUCAUGACAUCAUCCACACUCAGAAGUCUCUUACACUCGUGUUCGAGUACUUGGAUAAAGACCUGAAACAGUACCUAGAUGACUGUGGAAACUGCAUUCAUAUGCACAAUGUCAAGCUGUUCCUGUUUCAGCUGUUGCGAGGUCUGAACUACUGUCACAGACGUAAAGUCCUUCACCGAGACCUCAAGCCCCAAAAUCUUCUGAUCAACGACCGCGGGGAGCUAAAGCUGGCUGAUUUUGGUCUGGCACGAGCAAAGUCGAUUCCCACCAAGACCUACUCCAAUGAGGUGGUGACGCUCUGGUACCGCCCCCCUGACAUCCUAUUGGGCAGCACAGACUAUUCUACUCAGAUUGACAUGUGGGGUGUUGGCUGUAUCUUCUAUGAGAUGUCUACAGGUCGACCCUUGUUCCCGGGCUCCACUGUGGAGGAGGAGCUGCACUUUAUCUUCAAACUGCUUGGUACGCCCACAGAGGAGACCUGGCCCGGAAUAACCUCCAACGAGGAGUUCGUCUCCUAUAACUACCCCCGAUACCGCGCCGACUGUCUCCACAAUCACACUCCACGAUUGGACAAUGAUGGAGUUGAACUUCUGUCGAAGCUGCUGCAGUUUGAGGGGAAGAAACGGAUCGCAGCAGAGGAAGCUAUGAGACACCCAUACUUCAGCUGCCUGGGAGCGAAAAUUCUCACACUGCCAGACACUACAUCAAUAUUUGCACUUCAAGAAAUUCAGCUGGAGAAGGAGCCCGGAAUGAGGACGAAUUCCCUGUCAGAAUCAGUCAACAGCAUAUCUCAACGGCAGAGCCUGCUCUUCUGAGGGCACGUGGGGUGGCUCUGGAUGGGGAAGAUGGAAGAUAAAUGGGGAGGACGCGUUCAGACGAGGGAUGUCUGUUUUUCAUUGGCUAGUCCUGUGGCAUUAUGUGUGUAGAAGGGGUCACUGCAGUUGUUUACAUGGAGAGGCUGAGGAUGAUGAUUUGUGUAUUGUUUUCUUUGUUUCAAAUAACGCACUUCUCCUUCCCUGUUCACAACACAAACAUGUUCUUCCUGUUUUGCUGUACCUUCUCAACAUGGUUGCGUCAAUCCAGCCGCUGUAAUCAACCAAUCAGAUGCUGAAUGUUACUGGAUGGCCUGACUCUUCAUCCUUUGACUGAAACAAAUCGUUUUCUUUGCAAUACUUCUCAAUAGUAAUGUAAGAGGAAGGCGAGUUUAUGAAGGAACGUGUCAUGAAUGCUGUUAAUAUCCAAAAGCCAAGUAACUCUAGUCUUCCAGUAAAUGGUCCCCUUCAUUAGAGUCAUCGGCCCUCCCAUCCAAAGAUGAACAUUUAGUACUAUGCCAACACAAUGGUUCAUCGUAAUCAACCAUAAUCUGUUAUUUGUAUUCAUCAGAACAUUGACGACAUGCUGUACUUUGUUUUUGUUUGCAAAAGCAUUUCCUUUUUAAGUUGAUGUUUACUGUUUUUUUUUUUUGCCAUGCAAUACAGUUUGAUCAUCUAGAAACGGUUUCACCAAAGAACCCCAUGCCAUCUCUGUGUCCCUUUUGGUUUGAAUUAUGAGCUUCCAUUUCCAUUGUAAUGUUCAAGUGAACCCUCGAUCAGCUGUCAAGGACAAAAUAUUUGUGCAAAGCAACUUAUAAUGUUUGAGUUGCAUUGCAACAUUGAAGGAAAGCCUCCGAUAAUCUCGACGCAUAUCUAGUUCAAGCCUUGUUGAUAAUUCUUCCAUUACUGCAGCUCUUACGGCUGUCACUCUGGUUGAAAACUGAGCUGGUUACUAUGUCGGUUCAGUCAGGGUGAUGAGAACUCAUAAUGGGAUGCCCGGGCGCAUGUGGAGAACCGGUCCACUUGUGUAGGGCUCAGGUGUCUGUCACUCUGCAGAACAGCUGAGUGCGGUGGAUAAUGUUCUGCAUCUCGGCCCGGUUGUUCAUACUCUGCAGGUUUUGGAGCCCAUUGGUGUCGCGUAACACCACAGAUUCAAAACGGUACGUCCCCUGGCGUGUACGAUUCAGGGCAUCCCUGCACAAUGUCUAUGAUUAAAACUGUCCCACAAAUGUGAUUAUUGGGUGAAUCUCUGAAGAAAAAAUAAAAGAAAAAAGUUAAGGUGAUAUUUUACCCUGAAAUUAAGAGAGAAAUAAUACAUUUU